Molecule: messenger RNA, 693 nt
Organism: Paracoccidioides lutzii Pb01
Product: pre-rRNA-processing protein TSR2
Exons: 1
Coding region: 1-693 (230 amino acids)
Biological process (GO): maturation of SSU-rRNA from tricistronic rRNA transcript (SSU-rRNA, 5.8S rRNA, LSU-rRNA)
Cellular component (GO): nucleus
Source: RefSeq, a predicted model, not a curated record
AUGGCCACCACUGCCACCCUUUCCACACAACAGCCAUCCGAAAAGCAACAAGAGCAAGCAGUGAGCAAAGACGCCUCCGCUCAAUUUGACCUCGGCAUAACCCUCAUCCUCAACUCCUGGCCAGCCCUCAACCUCGCCGUGCACAAUAACUGGGGCGGCCCCGCAUCCGGCGACAAGCGCGACUGGCUCUGCGGUGCUAUCUCAGACCUCUUUGUUGACCGGCCAGAGACCGAUGCGGAGGAUGUGGAGGAUGUCCUGAUACAAGUUAUGAAUGAUGAGUUUGAUGUUGUGGUUGAGGAUGAGAGUGCAGGGGAGGUAGCGAGGAGGAUUAUGGAGGUUAGAGCUGAGACAGGGAGGGGGGAGUUUGGGCGGGUGACGAGGAUGUGGGAGGAGUGGAAGGGGAAAAGAGGUGCGAGUGCGGAUGCGGAUGCGGAUGCGAGUAUUGGGGCUUUCAGGAAGGUGGAGGUGAAUGGGGAUGAAGAUGACGACGAUGACGACGAUGAUAUUGUGGAUUGGGCAGAUGAUGUUGAAAUGGAGGAUGCAUCAACGGCGCCAAUGGAGGUGUCGAAGAUUGAGCCUCCAAAGGAGACAAAGAAGGGAAUACAUGGGCAAUGGGAACGAGGGAAAUUCUUGCCUGAGCCUGUGGUUGAUGAGGAUGGGUUCACGAAGGUGGUUUCAAAGAGGCGGCGAUGA